This is a messenger RNA of Heterocephalus glaber (naked mole-rat), 2781 nucleotides long. RefSeq names its product zinc finger MYND-type containing 12 (gene Zmynd12). The record is from RefSeq and is a predicted model, not a curated record. Gene Ontology annotation, molecular function: protein binding. NCBI's taxonomy places the organism in Eukaryota, Metazoa, Chordata, Mammalia, Rodentia, Bathyergidae.
UUUGUUUUUGUUUUUGUUGUUGUUGUUUUCUGGCUUCAGAAAUAGACUCCCGGUGGCAGUCCUUCAACACCCUUCUUCCUUGCCCUUGAAACCCUUGGAAAGCCGCCGUCCCGCGGUGUCACGUGACACUCCUGCCCGCUUACCCUUGCCCAGCAACAGUCCUAGAAACGGACACCGCUGGCUGCAACAUGAAUGUCAUCUACCCGCUGGCGGUUCCCAGGGGGCGCCGGCUCUGCUGUGAGGUGUGCGAAGCUCCGGCUGAGCGUGUGUGCGCGGCUUGUACAGUCACUUAUUACUGUGGUGUGGUGCACCAAAAAGCUGACUGGCACAGCAUCCAUGAGAAGAUAUGUCAGCUCCUGAUUCCACUGCGCACUUCCAUGCCCUUCUAUAAUUCAGAGGAAGAACGGCAGCAUGGCUUGCAGCAGCUUCAGCGGCGGCAGAAGCAUUUGAUUGAGUUCUGCUACACAGUUUCCCAGAAAUAUCUUUUUGAAGGAAAAUAUGAAGAUGCUGUCCCAGCAGCUUUGCAUUCCCUUCGCUUCCGCAUGGCCAUGCAUGGCCUGAGUUCAGUAGAGCUUGUGCCCGCUUACCUGCUGUUGGCUGAGGCCAGCCUUGGUCUAGGACAGAUCGUUCAAGCUGAGGAAUACCUCUCACAAGCCCAGUGGACAGUCCUCAAGUCAACUGACUGUAGCAAUGCCACCUACUCUUUACUGCAUCGGAAUCUGGGACUUCUCUACAUGGCUAAGGAAAACUAUGAGGAAGCCCGUUAUCAUCUGGCCAAUGAUAUUUAUUUUGCCAGUUGUGCGUUUGGAACAGAGGACAUCAGGACCUCUGGAGGCUACUUCCACCUGGCUAAUAUCUUCUGUAGCCUUAAAAAAUUGGACUUGGCAGACACAUUGUACACUAAGGUAUCAGAGAUCUGGCAUAAAUAUUUGGAUGAUCACUAUCAAGUCCUCUCACAGGCUCGCAUCCAACAAAUAGAUUUACUAGGGAAACAAUUUGUGAAUGACACCGGGUUGGAUGAAGCCCAAGAAGCAGAAGCUAUUCAGAUCCUGACUUCUAUCCUGAACUUUCGAGAAUCAGCUCCUGACAAAGCUCCUCAAAAGACUGCCUUUGUUCUGAAAACUCUGAUCAUGCUUUACUACCAGAUGAUGAAAUCUUCAAAGGCACAGGAAUAUGCCAUGAGAGCCCUCACACUAGCCAAAGACCAACAGCUCAAUGUCCAAGAGCAAAAGAGUAUUCAAGAGUUACUCACUCUCAUCUCCGCUGAAGAAGAUUGUCCCAUUUCCUAGUGACCCACUGGCUCUGUGUACUGAAUACCUAGUACCUUUCAGCUGAAGUUUGCAUACUUUUCCCCUGGGACUGUGCACAUAGCCAUGAUUCUAUCAGCAUAUGUGAGGAAAUAUAGAGCUUUAGGCGUGGAAAUCAGUAAAACUUGUUUUUCAUGCUUGGUUUAUCAUGACUUUGUAUGGCCUUGAGUAACAUGCAGUCAGAUCACUAAUAUGGUGUUUGUAAUUGAACUGUAAAUAAUUUGUCAUAUUUCCCAGCUAUCUCCCAGUGAUGCAUAUUUCAUACAUCUGUGCCAGGUGAGGAGGUAAGAAAUAGAGUCAUAUCGGGAGCAAAGUUUCUCUAUUCUUCUGGAAUUAAAUUAGCAUUAAUCUGAGGUAGAGUGAGAUAAAAUAUCCAUUAUAGUUCACAGGGCAAUCACUAAGAAAACAAUUCUUAAAAAUAGUUUAAAAAUAACAAGAGAAUCAAUACGGUACACCAGAAAAUAUCCACUUAAAGUGAGGCAGUAAAAGAGGAAUAGAGGAACAAAAAGAAGAUGAUUCCAAAGAGCUCUGUGAAAUAAGGCUUUCUUGACUCCAAAAGUAUAAACAGGUUGAAGAGAACCAGGAGCUCUUGUAAUACUGAGGGCCCACCAUUGAGUAUCUCAUCUUCCUGCCAAGCAACGCCAUGCUUCCUAAGUAUCCUCGGCAGCAUUUUCAGGGGUGGAGCUGAGGCUUUACCUUGAAAGGUCUGGUUCAAUUUUUUUCUACUACAAGGGCAUAUACAGUGUUAUAAAUUUUAUCAUGUUGUCUAUAAAACUCUAACAAAAAUUCACUUUGAGUAGCUCCUCUGCACUUACCCUGUAACGUUUUAUAAUUCCAUAGCUAUAAACCUUUGCUUUGCCAUAGGUCCUCAGAUGACUAAGAUUAAAGCCAAGUUUCCCCACCACAAGAAGACCUAACAGUACCCCUUCAGCUACACAAGCAAAUGAGGUCUUCUGUAUUCACAAUGACUAUAACGUAUGACAUCUCUCAAGCAUAGCAGGUCACACAGAACAACAUUUGCCAAAGUUAAUGCUUCAGAAAAAGUUGGUGAAGCAUUCUGUGAAUGACAGAAAUGUUCCAUCUUUUCAUCAAACAGAAAAAGUAUAUCUUUUUUUAUAUUCAUCAAGAUCAAUAGCAAUGUGAUAUUUUAUUUCAUAUAUAUGUAUAUAAAAGCAUAUAGUUUAAUAGCUAACAAAUAUAUAAAUAAGUAGUAGCAUGUUUUAAAAGCAUAGAACAGGGUUACUAUUAGAACCAGGAUAUCAAACCAGGACAAUAUAGUAUAAACAGUGUUCCUUGCUUGUAAAUUUUUGUCAGGAUUGUAGAUCUGCCAGAACAUCUUAAUGAACAUGUCCAAAAAUGAAAAAACAAGUUUUCAGUGAAAGAAGAUGGUUCAUACUUUGAAAGUGAAGUUCUACAAGAAACAAAAUUAGAUAUAGAGGUGGAAGAAGAUAAAAGCCAAAAAUGACUCCUGGAA